UCAUUGUCAGCUAAACCCUAAACUCCAUUCAUUUUCAUCAUCGAAAAUCUCUGAUUUUCUGAAGUGCGUCGGAGUCCUUCGCUUUCCGGCGAGAAGGUUUUGGUUCCGAGGAAUAAAAGAAGAAAAUGUUUUACUCGCACACGCUGUUGGCUCGAAAGACGCCAUUGGGGACUGUGUGGUGUGCUGCUCAUUUGCAGCACCGUCUCAACAAGAAAGACUACGAGAAGACUAAAAUUCCUGUCGUCGUCGAUGCCAUUAUGUUUGGUGAAGUACCGCUUGCCCUGCGGACGUCGAGCUACCUUCUGUUAGGUGUCGUGCGGAUUUAUUCAAAGCAAAUCGACUAUUUAAAACAUGAUGUUGAUGUUUUAGUGAUGGAGUUACGAAAAAUGCAUACGCAAGCUUCGGCGAAACUCACUUUGCCUGAGAAUGCUUAUCAGGCACCGUUUCAUUCUAUCACUUUUCCUGAGACUUUUGAUCUUGAUGCUCUGGAAUUGGACACUGAUAUUUAUUACGAUGGGAUUCCAGAUACUCAUCUCAGGAGCGAGGAAGAGAUCACUCUAGCAGAUCAAAUUUCUAUUGGAAGAGAUGCUUAUGUUGCUAUAACUUUCGACGAGGACGUUAUGCUGGAUUUAUCACAUCUUGGAGAGGAUCCUGAUUUGGGCUUCAGGCCAAUGGAAGAGGACGUGAUCUCUCCUCCUGUGGAUACUACUAUGAACGUUGAAGGCACAGUCGGUAAUGAAGAUAUACUUAACAUGAGACUUGAUGAGGACAAUGUGCCACAAAGUUUUCCAAGAGUAGAAGUUUCGGAUCCUAUGGAUGUUCAAGAUUUUGGUCCAAAUAAUCAGAGAAUGCGUGAAGAUGAUAACUUGUCACCAAAUGUUCCAGAAAUUGAAGUUCUACGAGAGGCAGUCCCUGAUUUAAGUCCAAGAGAUGUUCCUAUGGAGCCUUCACUUGGUGGUGAUCACAUGUCUGAAUCACACUGUAUUGUAGAUGAGAAUAUAAGUCAGGGAAAUCUCUUACCAAUCAUGGAAGAUAAUAUGACUCUUCCAAAAACAUCAUUACAAUUUGAGCAAAGUGCAGGACUUCCAACUUCUGCUACUUCGCAAGAGGCACUUAAUAUGAUCGAUACGCAUAUUUCAUUUAGACAAUCUCCUGAGGAACUUGUUCUUCAACCCACUCCUCCACAACCGCCAAGGCCAAGAUCAAGAAAGAGAAAACAGUUCUUUGACAAGUCUACUGUAUUGACUAACAAGUCUAUGAAAAAGGCUCUCGAAGAUACUAGUGAUUUGUUGCGUGAGAGGAGGAACACUCCAAGCUCUUCUUUGGAGGUAUGGAAGUUCAACAACAGGUUGAGAAAAGAAGACGUUUUCUAUCAUCCUCACGUCACUGGUCUUUGUCAUGAUCUAUGUGAUAUUUUUCAUGUGAACUACAUUGCUAAGAAAUGUCGUGCAACAUCCUUGGAGGAAGCUUCCGGGGAUCUUGGGGAUGCGAGAAACAUUGCUUCGACGAGUGAAACUUUCUUAGGCCAAGCAGAUGCUCCAUCUCCAGCUCUAGAAGCUGCUUCUCCUCCACAUUCCGGAAUUCCACCCUCUGUUGAUCCUGCUAGAAACAUUGCUUCAGCAGGUGAAAUUUUUUCGCCCCUUGUACCAUCUGCCCCAUCUCCAGCUCAAGAAGCUGCUCCCUCACCACAUUCUAGAAUUCCAUCCACUGUCGAUCCUGCUUCUGCUUCCUCUCCUGGAGUGGAGAUUGAACAUCUCCGUGAUGUUGAGGGCAAUCGGGGGGACGAUACCUUGGCAGAUUUAAUUGCUUCUCCAACAAGGUUCAUGCCUUCUCCUAGGCCUUCUGAAGGCUUAGGUUCACCAUCAGUAAUGAUUGGAUCUACUGGAAUGCUGUCAACACCUGGACAAGCAUCAACUGAACCUUCAAGAUCCAUGUUUGAAACUCCCGGAACAAUGGACGAGGGACUGGGUGCAGAAGAUAUUACACUCUCGGAUAUUCCGGAACAGAGAAGUCCUGCAGACGAGGAUCUUUAUUUCCUGGAAGCAGAUAGCUCACCAGCUGGUAGAUCAAGGUCUCAGGGAACUCAAGGUGUCGACUCAUUGUCCGUGAGAACGAGGGCUGUAGGUCGGUAUCUAAGGAGUCUUUCUCCUAUAAAAUCAAUCUCAGACGACUCAACCCAAGAACUCUCUUUGAAUGACAUUCUAGAAGGAAAAAGAAGAAAGCUAAGCGCACGGAUGUUAUACGAGACUUUGGUUUUGAAGAGCUAUGGACUUAUUGAUGUACAACAAGAUGAACCUUAUGGGGACAUCCGUUUGAAAUUGACUCUAAAGCUUUCUAUGGCUCAAAUAUAGCACACAUUAUAUAUUUGGGUAAGGUGUGCAUUGUAUUUACUGGUUAGGUUGCAGAAGAUGUCCGACCUCGAGGUAGUUCUUUAUGUACAUUUUCUGGGUUGCAAGAGGAGUCGGAAAGUGCAUUUUGUUCAUCAGUGUAACAACCAAAUUUUUGAACCCUGUAUAGAUAUAUGCAUGGUUUAGUUGCGAGAUGUGUAGUGAAAUUAUCUUAUGGCUAAUUAUCUCUAUUUUGUAAAUUAUAUCAGAAUUAGUACAUUUGCCACAUGUAGAAUAAGUCUCUUGUUU
Molecule: messenger RNA, 2636 nt
Organism: Cucurbita maxima (winter squash)
Lineage: Eukaryota; Viridiplantae; Streptophyta; Magnoliopsida; Cucurbitales; Cucurbitaceae
Product: sister chromatid cohesion 1 protein 3
Exons: 14
Coding region: 126-2351 (741 amino acids)
Biological process (GO): replication-born double-strand break repair via sister chromatid exchange; synaptonemal complex assembly; mitotic sister chromatid cohesion
Cellular component (GO): cohesin complex; synaptonemal complex
Molecular function (GO): chromatin binding; protein binding
Source: RefSeq, a predicted model, not a curated record